Sodiomyces alkalinus F11 is the source of this 530-nucleotide messenger RNA. RefSeq lists its product as hypothetical. The transcript has 2 exons. Lineage: Eukaryota; Fungi; Ascomycota; Sordariomycetes; Glomerellales; Plectosphaerellaceae. The record is from RefSeq and is a predicted model, not a curated record. The coding region runs from base 193 to 387 and encodes 64 amino acids.
GGCCAAGGGGACAGUUGAAUCCCGUAUAUAUAAUCUUCUCAGUCCUGUCUCUUGACUUUCUGACCCAUCUACCUUACUGUUACAGCCCAAAUCAAUCUUAUAAUCUCACAUUCUCACUCUACAACUCUCCCAGCCAUCAGAAUUCCACAACUCGACCCUCUUAAAACCAAAGACCACUAAAUACAACACAUCAUGCCCGAGGGACGUCAAUCACCUCCUCCCGAGCGCCAGACUGAUGCCCAGGUCAACGCGCCCCCUGCCUCUGGACACGGCACAGACCAGACGGAUCAGAAGGACCAGAUGAACAAGGACCAGUUCAAGCACCUCACAUCAAACCCGGCGGGUCCUAUGGACGCUUCUCUCAAGGAGAAGUUCCAGAAGAAGUAAACUGAGUGGCAGGAUGAAAUACGGCAUAUAUUCUUGAGCGUAGUAAUAUUGGAACAUGAAAGGCAGGAUGGUUGAGCAUGCGGAGGUGUACGAUACAAAUGUAGCAGCAAUAUCAAUUACAGUGCUCAACGAGUCAACAAGAU